Molecule: messenger RNA, 3232 nt
Organism: Dryobates pubescens (Downy woodpecker)
Lineage: Eukaryota; Metazoa; Chordata; Aves; Piciformes; Picidae
Gene: NEDD1
Product: NEDD1 gamma-tubulin ring complex targeting factor
Exons: 15
Coding region: 176-2170 (664 amino acids)
Biological process (GO): microtubule nucleation; mitotic cell cycle
Cellular component (GO): ciliary basal body; pericentriolar material; centriole
Molecular function (GO): gamma-tubulin binding
Source: RefSeq, a predicted model, not a curated record
GUUGGAUGAGGCGCGGAAAGUCGGCCUGGGAGGGCGGCGCUCAUUGGUCGCGAGUGGGAGCGGACUCCUGGCAGCAGGAGGGCCUGAGCCAAGCGGCUUGGCUGGCGCCUGCUGCUGAGCCCGGUCCAGAGAGGGGAAGGAGCUCGGUCCGCUACCUGCCCUGCUAGGUGCAGCCAUGCAAGAAGGCACAUGCUUUGCUUCAUCAGGAGAUGAUGUUAAAAUAUGGGAUUCCUCAUCUCUAACUGUGGUGGAGCAGUUCAACCCCCAUAGCCCCUCACAUCCAGUCAGCUCAAUAUGUUGGUCCAGCAAUAAUAGAUACCUGGCCACUGCUUCUGCUGCUGGUGAUAAAAUAGUUAUUUCAAGCUGUAAAAGCAAACCUGUUCCACUCUAUGAAGUAGCUGAAGGAGCAAAACAAACAUGUGUGGACCUGAAUUCUAGCUUUUCAUAUGCUGUGAGUGGAGGCCUUGGUAAGACAGUGAAUAUCUGGGAUCUGACAUCCAGAAAGCUUUACCGUAGCCUUAAGGAUCACAAAGAUGAAGUCACAUGUGUUGCAUAUAAUAGGCAUGAUUGCUACAUUGCUUCAGGAUCUUUGAGUGGUGAAAUUAUCCUGUACAGUGUUACCACCAAUUUAUCAAGUACUCCUUUUGGCUAUGGCAGCUUUCAGCCUGUUCGACACUUGAAAUAUUCCUCCUUUAAGAAAUCCUUGCUGGGCAGUGUUUCUGACAGUGGCAAUGUGACUCUGUGGGAUGUAAAUAGCCAGAACCCAUACCAUAAUUUUGAGAAUGCUCAUAAAGCACCAGCUUCAGAAAUCUGUUUCUCUCCAGUCAAUAAACUGCUGCUUGUUACUGUAGGUUUGGAUAAAAGAAUUGUUCUCUAUGACACUUCAAGUAAAAAGUUACUGACAACAAUAGUAGCUGAUUUUCCUCUGACAACAGUAGACUUCAUGCCUGAUGGUACUGCUUUGACUGUAGGAUGUUCCCGGGGCAAAAUCUGCCAGUAUGACUUAAGACAGCUGACAUCACCAGUGAAAACAGUUCCUGCUCACAAAGGCUGUGUGAAGUGCAUAAGGGUUCAGCUCAGCAACACUUUUUCCAAGUCUAGCCUUACAGGUUCUUCAAAUAAACCUGCAUCCAAAAAAGUGGAAGUCAAAGCUGGUAAUAUUCUUGGAGGAACUCAGACUACUGGCAUAAAAAAUGCUGCCUGUCAGGCAACAGCAGUAUUGCCCAAUGAGAAUAAGGGGGGAGAGAUACUUCAGGAGAAAACAACAGGCUUUCCCCAUAGCUGCAGCUUGGAUGUGAUUCCUUCUCAAGAAACAGAUGAUGAGAAAAGUGCUGAUCUGAGCAAUUUUGCUGAUUUGACUCAAAAUAGUUUUGGAGAUAUAUUUUCUCCAAUCAGAUAUGAUGUCCUGGCAAGCCAUCUGAAUGAAGAUUCUCAAGUGAAAGGAGAGGGUCUGGAUUUUCAGUCCUAUGUUUUGGGUUUGGAUCUUCACCCACAGCUCCCUACUGCCUUUCCAGUGAAAAAAACACCAGUGGGCAGCAGUGCCCAAGGGUUACAAUCCAGCCCAUUAUGUGAUGUGUUUGUGGAAUCCCCAGUGAAAGAAGAGGAGCAACAUCCAGAGACUGACACUAAGAAAAUCAGUCAUGGAAAGCAAGAAUCUAAAGAAGCCUUAAAGCAGUUUGCAAAAUCAAGCUCAUCAGCUGUGGAAUCUGUAUUUUUAAAUCCUCCACCAUCAUCUGCUGCUGUAAAGGUUCCUGAUACGAGUGAGAGACUAAUGAAGAACGCUCAGGCCCAUCCUGCAUAUGACCUGCCAAUAAAUGUUACUACCUCAAGUCCAAAGAUAACAGCACCUGUGACUGCUGCAGUUGCCUGCUCAUUGUCAGAAAAAAAAGCAGAUGAUGUUGGGAGUAGCAGACCAAAUGCAUCUCUGACAUCAGUCCAAAUCAACUUCAUUCAGAAUAUGAUACAGGAAACAGUGGAUGACUUCAGGGAAGCGUGCCAUCGGGAUAUUGUGAAUUUGCAAGUGGAGAUGAUCAAGCAGUUCCAUAUACAGUUGAAUGAAAUGCAUGCUUUACGUCAUGCUUUGCUUGAAAACUACUCUGUAAAUGAAAGCUUAGUAGCUGAAAAUGAGAGACUCCGAGAAGAAAACAAAAGACUGAGGACUCACUUCUGAGAAGUUUCCACUGCUAUUUUUUCCUUACCCUGAACUCACUACAGGUGGUGUGUUGCUUAUGACAGCUCAUCCUUCCUCGCUCAAGUGUUGUAUGAAGACCUGCUCUUAGUGUGGACAUGAAUCUUCUAAAUAAAUGGUGUAAGAUAGAAUGUGUAAUUAUAGAGUUUGGAAUGGAUAAAUGCUGUAUAAAAGCAAUUGUGUGCUGGUGCUAACCACCUUGACAUGCAUCCUUCUGCUAGGAAAGCUGGAAGAGUAAGUACAUUAUCAGAGGGUUUUUAGCAAUAUGUGAAGUGCCUUUUCAUAAACAAAAUCCAACCAGAACAGAUGUCUUUUCUAGAGGGUUUUUUGAUACUCCUGCUUUUUCUAUCUGCUGAUUUCUUCUGUUGCUGUCAGAAACAAUCACUCUAGCUUGCCUUUCAGAUACUUCCCUUAGACAAAAAGGGGAGAAAAAAGCUCUUCUGCAUGAUGUGUACUCUUGUUUAAAAAGGGUUGGAAAGUACAGUGCUCAGUUAACUUUGUUCAGCUGACAACUCUUCUGUCCUGAGUAAAACCAGAGCUAGAAAAUACUCCCAAAUUCAGUGCCAUGAUCUUUCUUAUUCUGUUCCUGAGUCUGAAAUUUGUGCUUAUCUGCUGUGAACUUUUGUUUCAAAUGCUACUUCAGCUGUACAAUGAGGUCUUUGUUACAAGCUUAGCUAUGAAACCAGAGUUCUUUUUAUAUGCAAGCUGUUUGUCAUAGUCUGUCCAACAUGAAUGCAACUCCAGACUUCAAAAUGUAAGUAUAUACUCAGCCUUUAAUAAUGCAGUGUUGUGGAAGUAUUGUCUUUCUGUCUUGGAGCAUCUUUUGUGCCCCUCUCUUUUUAAGUCUUACUGGACAACACAGUUUAGCUGACUGUAGCCUGAUUGUAGCCUCUUUGAGAUAGCUGCAUACCAAAUCUAACUAGUAUCUUACUUGUGUUAUUAACAUAACAUUAAAGAGAACUCAUUACUUCAGGAGUGUAAUGGGUGUCACAUUUGACUUUGUGCUGAGCUUCCUUUCAGACCUGACUUGGCCUUUAGUUGUGC